CCCAAUAUGUAUUGUUUCAGACUGAAUCAUGUGGCGAACACUGGUCUUGUCGGCGCUGCUAGCGACCGCGCGUUCUAAACAACUGCCACCUUCCUCAGAUCUAUCAUCAACAACAGUCGCAACAGUGACAGAGACAGAUGUGAGCGAAUGGCCGGGCUCGCUCGCGCCCCUGGACACGAUAUCAGUCGCGUGCGAGAGGGACAACAUGCAUGUCACCGUCUCGCUCGCACGCGCGCACGAGAACAGUAUAUACGACACGUUCAACGGCAUUGUCUACCCGGCCGGACUGGGCAGCAACUCCUCGUGCCUUCGAGAGUACGUCUCCGAGAGGGGCGACCUGCAGUACACUCUCCCACUGAAGGGCUGCAACACUAUGUCUACUGAUAACGAUGAUGGUACGGUUGAGUACUACAACAACAUCAUAGUUCAGCCGCAUCUGAGGCUGGUGACUGGCCAAGGCAGGGGGUACCACGUCCGCUGCCGGUAUCGAAGGCGCGACCUCACGCACUUCCACGUCUACCGGCCCCGAGCCGAGAGGCUGAGCUCCAGCGACGUCGCUAGCAGUGAAGAAUAUGACGAGGACUCCGGAUUGCUGCCCUCGAUAUCCAUGAAGAUAUUCAAAGGGGACCCCAAAAAUAAAGAAGUGGCAUCCACAGUGCAUGUCGGGGACAUUCUUACCCUCGUCGUGUCGUUGGAGAAACAACGGCAAUACGGCUUGCUCGUGUCUCAGUGCGCAGUUAAAGACGGACUCGGCUGGACUGAGCUCACACUGAUCGCUGACAAUGGGUAAAAUUAGGAUAACAAUUAGGACAUUUUGCUUGGAUAGUGAUGGUUUAAAAACUUUAAAUCCACAGUUAGUGAUGAAAGGAUUUAGAGUGAUUUGGGUCUUUGUAGUUACGCGUAUUAACACAUAAAUACAUGUAAAAAUUCUCACUUUUUGGGGCCAAAUGGACCUGUUAUUUUUCAUCCACAUGAUCACUGUGAUGUGUUAAAAAUCAUAGAAUACAUUUUUUUGUUUUGAGAAAC
Molecule: messenger RNA, 1026 nt
Organism: Manduca sexta (tobacco hornworm)
Lineage: Eukaryota; Metazoa; Arthropoda; Insecta; Lepidoptera; Sphingidae
Exons: 6
Coding region: 29-790 (253 amino acids)
Source: RefSeq, a predicted model, not a curated record